This is a messenger RNA of Jatropha curcas, 2112 nucleotides long. Its product is annotated as cyclin-D3-1. Lineage: Eukaryota; Viridiplantae; Streptophyta; Magnoliopsida; Malpighiales; Euphorbiaceae. The record is from RefSeq and is a predicted model, not a curated record.
CCAACAAUAGUUUCCACGUACAACAGUUGUAACUGGGUGUUUUAAGACAUCAACAACACCAUCCUUGUACAGACAAUACUCUCUCUUUCUCUCUCUACAAAAUACUGUAAUUGCCCUUUUGUUUUGGAUAUUUUUCACUUAUAUUUUUCUUUGAUUCAUAUAUCAAUAGUGCCCUUUCUCUCCUCCAUCUCUCUCUCUCUCUCUCUCUCUCUCUCUCUGCCUUUUGCCCUAAAAAGAGGCACUCAUUUCCUUCAUAAACCCCUGCUUGCAGCAGUCUUUUCAGCCCCCAACUUAGAAAGAUAGAGAGAGAGGGAGAGUGUUUCUUUCAAUCCAUAUUGGUUUUUUGUUCUUUUGUAGUCUGAUAAAAAGACCAUUAUUUGUUCUUCAAUUUCUUGAGGCAAAAAUCUGUUAUUUAUUAUUCGGACAAAGAUUAAAAGCCAUCAAAGUUUUGAUCACCAUUUUCUGUUUAAUGAACUUCAUCGUUUAAAAAUAUACAACCCAGAAAGAAAGAGUCUUUUCUUCUUUUUUGGAGAGGUUUUUAUUUUAAUGGCGCCGAGUUUUGACUGUGCGGUUUCAAGCCUUCUUUGUGCAGAGGAUAAUAAUAGCAUUUUCAAUGAUAACGAUUGCUAUGGUGAUGUGGAGGAAUUUGAAAAUAUCAUGCAUCUUAGGAAUCAUCGAAUCCACCAUCAAGACAAGGCCUUUUACGGUGGGUUGCCAAUGCAGAGUGAGGAGUGUUUGGCUUUGAUGGUAGAGAAAGAGUGCCAGCAUUUGCCAAAUGUGGAUUACUUAAAGAGACUGAGAAGAGGAGACUUGGACUUGGGGGAUAGAAAAGAGGCUGUAGAUUGGAUAGGAAAGGUUCAUUCCCAUUUUGGUUUUGGACCACUUUGUGCAUAUUUAUCAAUAAACUACUUGGAUAGAUUUCUCUCUGCCUACGAACUGCCAAAAGGUAAAGCUUGGAUGAUGCAAUUAUUGGCUGUGGCCUGUUUAUCUCUUGCAGCCAAAAUGGAGGAGACUGAAGUUCCACUUUCUCUAGAUUUACAGGUUGGUGAAUCAAAAUUUGUAUUUGAAGCAAGAACUAUACAAAGAAUGGAGCUUCUUGUACUAAGCACCUUGAGUUGGAGAAUGCAAGCAAUUACACCUUUCUCUUUCAUAGACCAUUUCCUUUACAAGAUCAAUAAUGAUGAAAACCCAUCUAGAUCUUUAAUUUUGAAAUCAAUCCAGCUCAUAUUAAGUACAAUUAAAGGAAUUGACUUCUUGGAAUUUAGGCCUUCUGAGAUUGCAGCAGCAGUGGCCAUAGCUGUUGUUGGGGAAAUCAAAACAGUGGUCUCUGAGCAAGCAAUUUCUGUUCUCUCUCAACAUGUACAAAAGGAGACAGUGAUGAAGUGUAUUCAACUAGUUUAUGAUUUGUCAUUGAUUGGUGGGUCUAUUAAGGAUGCAAGUGCCUCAGUCCUAUCUGUGCCCCGAAGUCCAAUUGGGGUUUUGGAUGCAGCAUGCUUGAGCUAUAGAAGUGAUGACACAACUGUUGGGUCAUGUGCAAAUUCUUCUCAAAAUACUCCUGAUGCCAAAAGGAGAAAAAUAAAUAGACCAUGGGAAGUGUAGCUUUGAAUAAUGGAGGUUUGAUUUUUCACAAAAGACCUUUUUGAAUAUGUUUUUUGAAAUUGGAGCUUUGGUGUCUCUACGAUGGUGCUGCCAAAGAAAAUAGGAAGGGUAAAAAAAAAAGAAAUGAAGGCAGAAAGGAGGGCAGGUAGGAAAGAAGUGAAAAUUGGGAAAAUGCAGAAAUGGAGUAUAAAGAUUUCAAUAAGUUGGAUCAUGGUUGAAGGAUGGAGGCAAAUUGGAAGUGGGAAAAAAAAAAAAAAAGAUUCAUGCUUUGGGCAUGAAAAUAACAGUCAGAGCUGUUAAAUAUUAGAUCUCUUAACAGCUAUAGACAAGGAGUAGAGAGAAGGAAAAUAUUGGUUAAAAAAAAAGUUUUUGGUUUUUAUUUUUUUAUUUUUGGGUUUGUGAGACACAGUUUGUUCUAGGUUUUGGAUUUUUGCUUUAUUCAAGAAAAUUGUCAAAAAAAAUAGAAAAGAAAAUAGUAUAAAAUAUAUUUUGAAGGACAUUUUGAAUUGAAAA